This is a messenger RNA of Aphis gossypii (cotton aphid), 1221 nucleotides long. RefSeq names its product EF-hand calcium-binding domain-containing protein 4A-like. Bases 139 to 1089 code for a protein of 316 amino acids. Gene Ontology annotation, molecular function: calcium ion binding. The record is from RefSeq and is a predicted model, not a curated record. NCBI's taxonomy places the organism in Eukaryota, Metazoa, Arthropoda, Insecta, Hemiptera, Aphididae. The transcript is spliced from 8 exons.
UCGCCUGUCUGUCAGCCCGCCCGGCUGCGACAACUGCGACUGCGGCACAUUCCUACCGGCGAGCUCGACACGGCAUCGGGUCGUGGCGUUUGGAGAUAAGAAUUUAAAAAAACGACAGUGCACGUGGCUGCCUCCGCCAUGGAGGCCAUUGGACACAAGCUCUUUCAGCUCGGCGACCCCGAGGGAAAGGGGUUCAUCGUGAGGCGAGACAUGCAAAAAUUAAAAGACGAGCUCUCAAUGACACCGGAGCAAUUGGAGAUCGUAUUUGAUACAUUGGAUGUCGAGCAAAAGGGUUACCUCACACUCUGUCAAUUUUUGGAAAAAUUCAAAGACACAGCACCAAUGAAUUUCCGGAAUAAUCGAUGGAAGGAGCAGCAAAUGUUCAAAUGUUCCUACACAGAAGACAUACAAACACUUUUGCAAACAAUUAAAGACACGAACAUGAUUAAAUUGAGCAUAGGACAUUUAGAGAACAUAUGCAAAGCAGCCUCUCAAACGGAACCAGACAGUGCAGUUUCGGUGGGCCGCGUCGAAGCGUUUCUCAGGGCACUAAACAUGGACUUGAUAAAGAUCGUCGAACGCGACAGGGAGCUGGAAGAGAUGCUGCAGAGCCGUGAGGUCCAACACCAAAACAACAUGCAAAAACUUUUUGAAGAACUCGAAUCGCAUUUCCGCGAAGAGCAAGAAAAGACUAAACUUGAAGACCAAAGAAAGUUCCGGUCAGAACUAACCGCGUUGGAAAACGAACUAGCCGACAAAGAGGAAAGGUUCCGAGCCGCCGUGUCAACUAGACAGGAAUUUGCGGGACAGCUAGUGGCGGCUCAACAACGUGAACUGGCAGUUAUGGCGGAAAACUCUAAACUUAUUGAAACUCGUGAGAGGCUAUUGAAUGAUUUGGAUGCAGAACGGACCAAAACCUGUAGGCUGGAGAAAAUCAUUGAGAGGACCAAUGCAGAGUCCGCUGCAGACAAUGAGAAACAUUUCAAACAAGGAUUCUAUGUGGCGAAAAAUUUGGUCUCUCUGAAAGAGGAAGGACUUUUGCAACAGUUAGAAAUCCUACAGGACAUGAAAAACGUCCUACUGAACUGAUGAUGGUCGGGAGUCGUCAUCAUCGUUACCACUCGACUCAUGUUACACUAUUGAUAUAUUUUAUUAUGCGCAUCUACAUAGACUUUAUAAUAAUACAACAUCGACAAUAAUAUAUCAUCGUCAUCAUCAUUA